Molecule: messenger RNA, 4606 nt
Organism: Daktulosphaira vitifoliae (grape phylloxera)
Lineage: Eukaryota; Metazoa; Arthropoda; Insecta; Hemiptera; Phylloxeridae
Product: vesicle-fusing ATPase 1-like
Exons: 12
Coding region: 201-2444 (747 amino acids)
Biological process (GO): SNARE complex disassembly; Golgi to plasma membrane protein transport; intra-Golgi vesicle-mediated transport
Cellular component (GO): Golgi stack
Molecular function (GO): ATP binding; ATP hydrolysis activity
Source: RefSeq, a predicted model, not a curated record
UUAUCUAUACUAUACUCUAAAAUUAUUUCGAAUUUGUUAAUAUUCAUCUCACAUUAACAUGUUAAUAGUAUCGUUUCUUUAAAUUGAAUUUAGUAACACGUAAUUUUAGUAAACAUAAUUUCUUUCAUAAAAUAUUAGAAAUAAUUAUUAUUUGUAGACAUAAACUUUUAAAACUGAAAUAAAAGAAAACAUAAAAUAUAAUGGGGAUUUUUAAAGCAGUUAAAUGCUUAGCUGAUGAUUGGGCAAUUACUAAUUGUGCUAUAGUAAAUGAUGAGGAUUUUCGAAAUGAUACUAAGUACAUUGAAAUUCAACACCAAACUAAACCUGAUAUCAAAUUUUGGUUUACAAUAGCUUUUGUUAAAAAUCCUCCUCCUCGAGGGUGCAUAGCAUUUUCUUUAAAUCAACGAGAGUGGGCGCAACUAUCUAUUAAUCAAGCAAUUAAUGUUCUGUCUAGUCACCCAGCUAAUGUUCAAUUAGAUUUAAUAUGUACUAUUGUAGUCGAAAUUGACUAUAUACAAAAAAAGGGAAAAAACAAUGAGCAAUUUGAUACAGAUAUGAUGGCAAAAGAGUUUCUUGUACUUUUUUCAAAUCAUAUUUUGUCAUUAUCACAAACUUUACUUUUUCCACUUCCAGAAAAACCAUUAAUGUCGCUAGUUGUUAAGAGUCUUGAAGGGGUAAAUUAUAAAGAAAUAAAUUCUGGCGCUAAACCUCGUUUGUUACAAUAUGGAAAAUUUUUAAGUAAUACUGUAGUACAAUUUGUUGUUAAUUCAAAUGUUCCAAUCAUGCUUGUUGGAAAAGCAAAAAGCCAGUUAGCACGUGUAUCUAUAAUUAAUCCUGAUUUUGAUUUUAAUGAAAUGGGAAUUGGUGGUCUAGAUAGUGAAUUUAAUGCAAUAUUUAGAAGAGCAUUUGCUUCCCGAGUAUUUCCUGCAGAGAUUAUUCAGAAAUUAGGAUGCAAACACGUCAAAGGUAUUUUGCUAUAUGGACCUCCUGGAACUGGUAAAACAUUGAUGGCAAGGCAAAUUGGUAAAAUGCUCAAUGCCCAUGAGCCUAAAAUUGUUAAUGGCCCUCAGAUUUUGGAUAAAUAUGUUGGUGAAUCUGAAGCAAAUAUUAGAAGACUUUUUGCUGAUGCUGAAGAGGAAGAAAAAAGGUGUGGAUCAGGAAGUUCUCUACAUAUUAUUAUUUUUGAUGAAAUUGAUGCCAUUUGUAAAGCAAGAGGAUCUGUUGGUGGAAAUACUGGGGUUCAUGACACUGUUGUAAAUCAAUUAUUAGCUAAAAUUGAUGGUGUUGAACAACUCAAUAAUAUAUUGGUCAUAGGAAUGACAAAUAGAAGAGAUAUGAUUGAUGAAGCAUUGUUAAGACCUGGUCGUUUAGAAGUACAAAUGGAAAUCAGUUUACCUGAUGAGCAUGGACGUUAUCAAAUUUUGAACAUUCACACAUCACGUAUGAAAGAAUUUAAGAAAAUGGCUACAGAUGUUGAUAUGAAAGAACUCUCAGUUUUGACAAAGAAUUUCAGUGGUGCUGAACUUGAAGGAUUAGUUCGUGCUGCUCAAUCAACUGCAAUGAACCGUUUAAUAAAAGCUGGAAAUAAAGUGGAAGUUGAUCCUGAAGCAUCUGAAAAACUUCAAGUUUGUCGAGAUGAUUUUUUGCAUGCCUUAGAACAUGAUAUAAAACCUGCAUUUGGUGCCAGUGCUGAAGCUUUAGAACAUUUCCUAGCAAGAGGAAUAAUAAACUGGGGAUCUACUGUAACAAAUAUAUUAGAAGAUGGGGAAUUACUUACUCAACAAGCACGUGCUCUCGACACUUUUGGUCUUGUAUCUGUUCUUAUUGAAGGACCUCCAAAUUCCGGAAAAACUGCAUUAGCUGCUAAACUUGCUAAAAAUUCAGACUUUCCAUUUGUUAAAGUAUGUUCACCAGAAGACAUGGUUGGAUUUACUGAAAAUGCUAAAUGCAUGCAAAUAAGAAAGAUCUUUGAUGAUGCUUACAGAUCUCAACUUAGUUGUAUUUUGGUUGAUAAUAUUGAACGUUUGUUGGAUUAUGGCCCAAUAGGUCCUAGGUAUUCUAAUUUAACUUUACAAGCAUUGCUUGUUUUGCUAAAAAAACAACCACCCAAAGGUAAAAAGUUACUAGUGCUAUGUACUAGUAGUCGUAAAGAAGUACUACAAGAAAUGGAGAUGCUUUCUGCUUUUACUGCUAUUCUUCAUGUUCCAAAUCUCAGUAAACCAGAAGAACUUAUAACUGUUUUGAAACAAUUUGAUUUAUUUAAUGAACAAGAUAUCCAUAAAAUAUAUAACCAAGUAACUGGUCAUAGAGUAUUUAUUGGUAUUAAAAAAUUAUUGGCUCUCAUUGAUAUGGUACGACAAACAGAACCUAGACAACGGGUAGUCAAAUUUUUGACCAAAAUGGAAGAAGAAGGAUGUUUAGAUUUAGGCACAAUGAUCCAUUAAUUUUAUUAAUAUUUUAAUAAUAUUAAAUAAGGAAAACAUUCCAAAUGAAUAGAGUCAUAAAUGCAAUUGUUGUUUUUUGAAAAAUUACUUAUUAUUAACUUUUUCAACAUAUUUUUGCUUUUUUUAAAACAAAGUAGAUGUAUAUAACAGUAUUACUGAACUCUUGAAAAUAUGGUCAUUGUUUUUUUACAUUAUUAUUUUUGUUAUAUUUUAUAACUUGAGUAAUUUUUUGAUUGUUUAAAAAGUUUUUUUAAUGUACUAUUAAUAUUUGUUAAUUUUUUUUAUUAGUUGUAUCGUUUUUGUUACCAUAUCAUACAUUUCAAAUCAUUAUAUUAUAAUAGUGAUUUUAAGGCUUAUCAUGAUCUUUAAAAAAUCUGGUUUGAUUUCGAUUUGUGAAAAACACAUUUAUUUAUUUGGUAUAAUUCAAAUUAAAAUAAAAAUGCAAAACUCAUUGUAUACUAGCUGAAAAGUUACUUAUAAGCUUCCUUUUAAUUGAUUGUGUAAUUUUUUUUAUUAUUUUAAUAUUUUUUUCCUUUAUUCAGUCAGUUAAAUUAUUGAACUGGUAUUCCGUAUAAAACUCAAUUUUUAUGGUACUUUUUUUUUAUGUAACAUUUUGAAAUAAAUUUUAAAUACUAUUGUACUAAUCAUUAUUUAAAUUUACUAAAUAUCUAAGAAUUCAUUAAAGAUUGUCCAAGUAAAUUUAUUUAAUAUAUAUCGAUAUGUUCAACAAAUAAGGCAGUAACUCACUUUUUAUUACUUUUCAGAAGAUCAAAAAUAAAAUUUAUUCUCUAAUUACACUAUAUUUUUAUCAAUUUUCUAAGUAGUUUAAUUCCGAUUCAAACCAAAAUUACGAUAUUUUGAUGAAAAUUAUUAUAAGAAGAGUAAAACUUAAAUCUAAAUACCUCAUAAUCUCAAAGUUGAAUUUUUUGAGUUACUUCCUUAUUUGUUGCGUAUGGCGAUAUAUAUAUAAUUAUAUGUAGUAAUGUACUUAGGAUUUUUCAAUUGGUACCAAAAUAUUUUUUGAUGACCUUUUUAAUUUGGCGAUUUUUUGUCUAAAGAAUGGAAUUAAAUACUUGGUACUUUUAGCUCGCCUUUUGUCAUAUAGAUUAUUUGUUGUAGUAAAAAUAUUAUGACUAGGAUUUUUUUAGCACCUAAAUUAAUUCAUUACAUUUUAAAUGUGUGUUAUUUUAGAGAUAUUACAGAAUAUUACUAAUAUCAUUAAAAUUAUAUUGUUUUGACUGGAAUAUAUGUAUUUCGAUGUUUUGUUUGUUAGUAUUAUUAUAUUAAAAAUUUAUUGUAAAAGUAUUUAAAUUAGAUGAAAAAUAUUACUUAAUACGAGAUUAUUUUAAUGACUUAUGGGAUUACUUCAUUAAGUCUUAUUUCGUAUAAUAUGGAAUGUGAUUUAUUAAAAAUACCCUAAUUCUUGUAUUAAACAGUGAUUUUUUCAUAAAAAUGUUCAUAGUUUUUUUAAAGCAUAAGUAACAAGUUUAUAAUAUGAAUAACUAUUUCUAGGAAUAACUUUCGAAAGUUAUGCAGGAACCUAUAAUUAUUUUUUUACUAUUACAUAAAAAAUAGACUAAGUAAUAUUUUAACUGGCCAGUAAACAAUUUUGAAGUAUUAAUUAUUAAGUUUUUAUAAUUUUUAAGGCGAGAGGGUUGUGCAACAUAGUAUUAUCACAGAUAAGAUAAAGCUUUAUCUUAUCUUUGGUACUAGCAAUAUUGUAUUAUAGUAAAAAUAAAACGUUGCGAAAUCCCCCUAGCUACCUAAAACUUUAAAUGCUUAUAUCUCAAAAAAUAAUAUUACAAAACAGGUAAAUGACCAGUCAAAGUUAUAUUCAGUCCAUACUUCAUUUUGUUUUGUAAAAAUGAUUAAAGAUUCCCAUUUUGAAAGUUACCCCAAAACUUACCCUUAGGAAUAAUCUUUUCAUGUGAUUUUUGAAACUUAAUAUUUACCAUUGCUUAUAAAAUAAAUUAAAUUUGUACAUUAUUAUGAAAAAAUUAUUAAUUAACGAAAAAGUAAUAGAUAUUAUUCUUAAUGAAUCACAUUGUAUACUAAAUAAUUGUAGCUCAUUUAAACGAGUUAAUUAUUGAUCUAUUAAAGAUUAAGCUAUUUUGUAUUCGUUAUUUUUAAUAGAAGCUUUUCUAACUGAACUCUUAAGUAUU